CCUUCUCUCCCGAGUCUCUCCUCAAUCCACGCUCCAGACACACGGUUUCAGAAAAUUGGUUUCAAUUUCUCAUCCGAAUCCUCUUCACCAUUUCCAUUCCCGUUCAUAUCCCUGAUUCCCUAUUGCCCCAGAAUAUUUUGAAAAAUCAUAAAUUAAAAUAAAGGAAGAAUAUGGAUUUAAUUACAACUUGGAAUACGAGAGCCUCUGCAAUUUCAUUUUCUGCACUCAGGAGUAGGAGUAGCUUCCACAAUCCUUCCCGCCAAAACCAUAACCUUUUAUUCCCAUUUUGGCCCUACCCUCUUCCUCGUAUUUCAUACAAGUCCUUCACUGCCCAUGCUAAGAAGAGAAGCUCACAGUCUCAACCACUUGUGAAACAGACCAUAGUUGAACAAAUCUCUACCAGUCAACAACAAGAUGACCUUCUUUUGGAUGACUUUGAGGAUGAGGCAUUAAUGGAUGAUGAUGAUGAUUACGAUGACAAGGAUUGGGAGGAUGAGUAUCUGGCUGAUGAUGCUGAAGUCUAUGUUGGGGAUGGAGGUGAAGGUGGUGGAAUUUCGCUUGCAGGGACAUGGUGGGAUAAAGAAGCUUUAUUAAUGGCUGAAGAGGUUUCUAUGUCAUUUGAAGGCGACUUGAAAAUAUAUGCCUUUAAGACAUUGGUGAAUUCUACUAUUCAAGUGCGCAUCGAGAAACUUUCAAAUAAGUCUGGAUCUCCAAGUAUAACUGAUAUACAAGCUUUCUCCUCGAUCUACAGAGCAAAGUUAGAUGAAGCUGAGAUUGCUGGAUCUGUACCUGAGAACCUAUCCCUGGAGGUGUCAUCUCCUGGUGUUGAACGGGUAGUUCAAAUUCCACAAGAGCUUGAUCGGUUUAAGGAGCGGCCUAUGUAUGUGAAAUAUGUUACUGAGGGAGUUGCUCCUGGUUCAACAAUAGAAAGUGAUGGCAUUUUCAGGCUUGUUUCUUUUGAUUUGGAAGCAAAUUGUUGCACUUGGGGUUUAGCAGAUGUGAGGAUAAAUAGAGCAAAGGCAGGGAAAGGAAGGCCACUUAGCAAAAAGCAACGAGAAUGGCGGUUGAAUACACCCUUUGAUUCCUUAUGCUUAGUCCGGUUGUAUUCUGAAAUUUGAAUAUUUAGUUUCCCCCUUCCUUUCUAUAUUGCAUGUAUCUGUCCUGAAGGUAUUACUUGCCCAGUUGAGUGGAUAGAAAUAUCAAUACAACAAAUCCAGUCGUCGUCUUUCUUAAUUUUUGAUA
Vitis riparia (riverbank grape) is the source of this 1242-nucleotide messenger RNA. RefSeq lists its product as uncharacterized. The record is from RefSeq and is a predicted model, not a curated record. Lineage: Eukaryota; Viridiplantae; Streptophyta; Magnoliopsida; Vitales; Vitaceae. Bases 171 to 1118 code for a protein of 315 amino acids. The transcript is spliced from 5 exons.